Pieris rapae (cabbage white) is the source of this 1127-nucleotide messenger RNA. RefSeq lists its product as uncharacterized. NCBI's taxonomy places the organism in Eukaryota, Metazoa, Arthropoda, Insecta, Lepidoptera, Pieridae. Bases 12 to 851 code for a protein of 279 amino acids. The record is from RefSeq and is a predicted model, not a curated record. Gene Ontology annotation, molecular function: oxidoreductase activity. The transcript has a single exon.
UUCCUGUUACGAUGUCCGCGUCUGCUCAUGUAAUUACAUAUAUAGCGAAUCGAUCGACUUCAGUCUGCGUCUGCAUUGCGGACAGUGCGCACGCCAAAAUGAGUUUUAAAAAUAAAGUUGUGAUUGUGACCGGCGCCAGCUCCGGUAUUGGUGCUGCUACCGCAUUGAAAUUCUCAAAAGAAGGCGCUGCGGUCGUAAUGGUAGCUCGUGACGAGGCAAAACUCAAAGCUGUCAAGAAAAAAUGCGACGCCGAAGGUUGGCCUGCAUUCAUUAUCAAGGCCGACAUAUCUGAGGAGGAGGAAGCUGAAAGUGUUAUCGAAAAAACUGUAAAUGAAUUUGGCAAAAUAGACAUCUUAAUAAACAAUGCAGGUAUACUACGAUGUGGACGAAUAGUUGACGGAUCUAUCCUAGAAACAUACGACGAGGUUAUGAAUACAAACAUACGAGCUGUAGUAUAUCUCACAACAUAUGCAACACCACAUCUAAUAAAUAGUUCAGGGAAUAUUGUGAAUAUUUCUACUAUAGGAGGCGAGAGAGUUAUAUGUUCUGACUACAAUGCAUAUUGUGUUUCAAAGGCGGCCUUAACACAUUUCACACGUGCGGCCGCGAUGGAAUUAGGUGAACAUGGCGUAAGAGUGAAUACAGUAAGCCCUGGAAUUGUGAGAACUGACUUAUUAAAAAACGCGGGGUUCAAUACAGAUGAUGAUGAUAACUUUAUAUUCAAAACUGUUAUGAAUAAGUGGACUGAGCCAGAGGAAAUAGCUGAUUUAAUUCUUUACGUUGCCAGUGAUAAGGCCAAAAGUAUAACUGGCUCGAACUUUGUUAGUGAUAAUGGUAAUUUGUUAAUUUAAAAAGACAUUUGAGUAGUACAACGGGUUUAUGAGAUUUCACCCUCUCUUUCGUUUCAUGCUGGUUGAUGCGAGAGAGCAUGUAUGCUUACAGAACAUAGCCAUAUUAUGCUUACAUUUUGUGUAAUUAUUAUGAAUGACUUUUUUAGUUUUAGUUAUAAUAUUUCGAUAAAUCGAUAUUAUAGUUUAGUUACUAUUCCAGCCUGGAGGCAAACCAAAGAACUGAUUCUUACUAUAAGUGUUCCUGAAAUUUUUGUAAAUAAAAAACUAAAUAACUAA